Adineta ricciae is the source of this 1602-nucleotide messenger RNA. Lineage: Eukaryota; Metazoa; Rotifera; Eurotatoria; Adinetida; Adinetidae. The record is from the annotation of a GenBank genome assembly.
AUGUCGAAAUAUUUCAUCAUUAUUCUAUUUCUCAUUGCAAUUAAUAUCGUACCUACAAAUGCCGUAAUACGUGUUUGCAAUGAUGGUGCCUACAUCGCAAAAUGCUACCUAGAAUCCCGAUCGCUUAAUUUUGGAUUUCGGAUCCGUCGUCAAGACACAGGACUGUUCCCUGUCGCACAAUGCGCAACAAUGGACGUGCCUAUUGAAGCUUUCUGGAAUCGAUUGGAAUGUAAAGAGUUGGCAUUUAUUGCAAUAUACAAAAGUAUAUUCGUUCAAGAAUUCGCCUCAGCAAUGUUUAGUUUAGAUUUCUUUUUUACACCGGUGAGCAAAGAAAAACAAUCCGAUCUAUUCAACAUGACGACCAGUGAUGGUGUCACAGUGCGUCAUCCACCAAUCUCAAUCAGUGAUAUACAUCCGCGUUUAGAUAUCGAUACAAUAUCAAUUCUAAGCUCUCAAUCUGAUAGUAUCCAACAUUUAUCCUAUAAUGAAUCCGACGAUGAAGGCAAAGGCUUAGUUGGCUCGACUAGUGCACGUCUACAUGAUUCGAUUAACCAAACAUACCAGCCAUCGGCGUUAAAAAAAGAUUGGAUUAUGUAUUUAACCAAACCGACUGAUAGUAACCAUGCUAAACAUCAUCAGAGUUCGAGUGAUAAUGAAUCAUCAUCGUCAAUAUCAGACGGUGACGAUGAUGACGACGAAAGUGAACAAGGUUAUAUUGAAGAUCCAUGGACCAUAAAUAUAGUUCAGCGCGAAUAUUACACUAAACAAUUUCAAAAUCUUCAAUCGGAUAUCACUAAAGUUAUUAAUGGUCAUAUAGCAAAAGAAUUUUUCGAACGUUCGAAUUUACCGACAAGUGAAUUAUCUCAAAUUUGGAAUUUGUCUGAUGUGAAUCACGAUGGAGCGCUGUCAUUAGCAGAAUUCUGUACAGCUAUGCAUCUUGUUGUCUUGCGUCUCAAUGGCUUUCAGCUACCCGAUGAACUUCCUUCACAAUUACAACCGUUUACACCAUUGAUCGAUCUGUCCGAUAGCACAGCAACCGAUAAUUGGGCAACGUUUCAGCAAAAGACCGAUUCGCCUAAACAAUUCACAUACGCACAACCGAUUGCGGAUAACCAUCGAAUAGUUGCACCUGUUGCCGUUCGUUUAUCACCUCCUCUCCCUCCUCCGCCGCCACCGCCGCCUCAGUCAUCGGCGCCGGCUCAGACAACAAAACCACCACCACUUCCACCUCGCACCAGUGUCAAUGACACACCUCAACGAAACCUAAAUAACAAUACAUCGACUAAUACAACGCCUCACCUUUAUAAUCGGACGCGUCCAUCGAUGACUUCACCGCCUGUUCAUCAACAAUCAGAUCCAAAUGUUUUACUUGGACAAAUUCGUGAUCUACUUCAACCUGAUCAUUUACAAGAACUAUCUUCGAUUAUAUCGACAUCGUCAACCAGUAAUGAACAAUUCGAUUCAGCGUUAAGUCAAGUUAAAACUCGUAAUUCAAUCCUCAAAGCACAAUUAAAACAUUGGGAAGAUCGACUAACAGAUUUAAUUGAUAAAAGAAUUUCGCUAGAACUGCAAUUGAAAGUACAACAGCAACAUCACCAAUAA